Durotheca rogersii is the source of this 1217-nucleotide messenger RNA. RefSeq names its product ribosomal protein S17-domain-containing protein. NCBI's taxonomy places the organism in Eukaryota, Fungi, Ascomycota, Sordariomycetes, Xylariales, Xylariaceae. Bases 178 to 663 code for a protein of 161 amino acids. Gene Ontology annotation, biological process: translation. Gene Ontology annotation, cellular component: cytosolic small ribosomal subunit; ribosome. The record is from RefSeq and is a predicted model, not a curated record. The transcript is spliced from 4 exons. Gene Ontology annotation, molecular function: structural constituent of ribosome.
GACGAGUGGGGGCCUUCCAUCCACAAGCGAGCCCACACAACCAGAGAUUUUGCGAUUUUCCCCCAUUCCGAAGUGUUCGAGCUUUUCCGCAAAACACCACAACUCGAACAUCUCGCGCACGAUUCCCGUCCUCCUCGGCCUCACCCACACUUGCGACCCCAGCCCAACGCCGCAAAGAUGGCCACCGAACUCACUGUCCAGUCGGAGCGUGCCUUCCAGAAGCAGCCGCACAUCUUCCAGAAUGCGAAGAUCAAGACCAAGUCCAGCAAGCCCGGCAAGGGCGGCCGUCGGUGGUAUAAGGAUGUCGGUCUAGGAUUCAGGACUCCUAAGACCGCGAUUGAGGGCAGCUACAUCGACAAGAAGUGCCCCUUCACGGGCCUGGUGUCCAUCCGUGGACGUAUCCUGACCGGCACCGUCGUAUCGACUAAGAUGCACCGAACCGUCAUCAUCCGACGCGAAUACCUCAAGUUCAUCCCCAAAUACGCCCGGUACGAGAAGCGACACAAGAAUCUGGCCGCGCACGUCUCGCCGGCAUUCCGUGUUGAGGAAGGCGAUCAGGUUACCGUCGGCCAGUGUAGGCCUCUAAGCAAGACCAUCCGAUUCAAUGUGCUCCGUGUGCUCCCCCGAACGGGCAAGUCGGUGAAGAAGUUUAGCAAAUUCUAAGUCGGGGGACCUUUCCUAGGCAUCAAUGGCGUUGUCACUUCAUGGUUCUUCAUGACUUGAGAUUCGGGACGGGUGAUUCAUAGGCUUCUACCGGGGCACAAAGGUGCGGCAUCGGCAGCUCUGAGAAAUAAAUACAGGUUUUUAAAAAGCGCCAAUUGCUUGUCCCCCGGCGUAUUACGAUAAUUUCAGCCUCCCUUGCGCUCUGUGCGCGGGCGUUGGGCCGUGACAACGCAAAUUUAUAAGCGCACAUUUGCCCUCGGGCAUCAUGCUUCUUUUAUAUAGUGAGAUACCACAAUAUGAGAGAAGUAUUUUCGUGCCUUUCUUGGGUGAGGUAGUGUCAUUGAGAUAUACGCGGUUUUAUAUACGCACCUCUACUUCCUACCACGAGGACUGGACCAGUAUCUCGGCUGCAGCCGCCUAGGUAACUGCUGAUAAAGAGCGGUGAUUUAUCCUCUGAUCAAUUGAAUGGGUAGUAAAUAUACCGAGGCGUGAGCAGUUGAUUCCCUAUAAUAUGAAACCUCCGGUGAGAUACCUACAUAGCCUUCGAAAUUCCG